Molecule: messenger RNA, 1658 nt
Organism: Brachypodium distachyon (stiff brome)
Lineage: Eukaryota; Viridiplantae; Streptophyta; Magnoliopsida; Poales; Poaceae
Product: UDP-glycosyltransferase 83A1
Exons: 2
Coding region: 1-1434 (477 amino acids)
Molecular function (GO): UDP-glycosyltransferase activity
Source: RefSeq, a predicted model, not a curated record
AUGGCUUCACCGCCGCCGCACGCCCUGAUCAUCCCUUACCCGGCACAGGGCCACGUCAUCCCGCUGAUGGAGCUGGCGCACGCCAUGGUGGACAGGGGCUUCAUCGUCACCUUCGUCAACUCCGAGUUCAACCACGCCCGCGUCGUCGCCGCCAUGUCGCCGUCUUCCUCCCCUGGAAACAACGGCGUCGGUGGGCUGGACCGGAUCCGUCUCGUGGCGGUGCCGGACGGCAUGGAGCCCGGCGAGGACCGGAACAACCUGGUGAGGCUGACCAUCCUCAUGACGGAAUUCAUGGCGCCGGCCGUCGAGGAGCUCAUCCACCGCAGCGGCGAGGAAGACGGCGAGGAGAAGAUCACGUGCAUGGUGACUGACUACAAUGUCGGGACCUGGGCGGUGGACGUCGCCCGGCGGACCGGCAUCCGGUCCGCCGCCGUCUGGCCCGCCUCGGCCGCCGUCAUGGCCACCCUUCUCAGCUUCAACAAACUCAUUGAGGACGACAUCAUCGACGCAGAACACGGGUCUGCGAUGGGGAAAGAGACGUUCAAGCUGAGCCCGGAGAUGCCGGAGAUGCAGAGCGCGCACCUGGCAUGGAACUGCGUGGGCGACCACGACCAGCAAGCCACACUCUUCAAGUACUUAGUCAAGGGAGUCCUCGCCGUUGACCAAUGCGAGUUCUUCAUCUGCAACUCCUUCCACGCGGCAGAGCCAGGAGCCUUCUCGCUCUUCCCCAAGCUCCUCCCCAUAGGCCCGCUCCUCACCGGCGAGCGCGGCGGGGACAAGGCCGUGGGCCACCUCUGGCAGCCAGAGGACGCCGAGUGCAUCUCCUGGCUGGACGCGCAGCCGGAGCCGGGGUCCGUCGUGUACGUGGCCUUCGGCAGCUUCACCAUGUUCGACCGCCGCCAGUUCCAGGAGCUCGCCCUGGGGCUCGAGCUCUGCGGCCGGCCGUUCCUCUGGGUCGUCCGCCCGGACAUCGGCUACGGCAAGGUCCACGAUUACCCUGACGGCUUCCUCGACCGCGUCGUCGGGGAAAGCGGCGGCACCGGCAGAGGGAAGCUCGUCUCCUGGGCGCCGCAGCAGCGGGUGCUGGCCCACCCGUCGGUCGGGUGCUUCGUGUCGCACUGCGGAUGGAACUCCACCAUGGAAGGCGUCCGCAACGGGGUGCCGUUCCUCGCCUGGCCGUAUUUCGCUGACCAGUUCGUCAACCAGGUUUAUAUCUCUGACGUGUGGAAGGUCGGGCUUAAGGCCGUCAAGGAUGAGGAGGCCGGGGUGAUUACGAAGGAGCAUAUCGCUGACAGGGUUGAGGUGCUCAUGGGGGAUGCCGGGAUCAGGGAAAGGGUUGAGGAAUUGAAGAAGGCGGCACAUGAGAGCAUUCAGGAUGGGGGAUCCUCGCAUGGGAAUUUUGACAAGUUUGUGGAGGCCAUGAAGCAGGCAUGAUACACAAGCUCAGACUGAGAGUGCGCAAUGUGCAAACUUUGCAACGGGGAGUUGGAAAAUUGGACAGACUGCAAUCUCGUUUGGCCUUGUAAUUGAAUUUCUCUUAAGAGAAAUCUUUCUACGGAGUACAUGAUUGCAUGAUUGUGGAAAAUAAGGUGCUCCUUUAACUUUUCUUGAAAACAAUGUAAGAUUAGUACGUAUUUGGAGCUGGAAGAGGGUUAAAA